GAGAGAAUGAGGGAGAAGGGGGAGGGUAUAUGUGGUUCAGCAGAGAGCUUGAAGGCUGAUAACACACUCAACCACAGAUGGCUGCGCAAGGCUGCAAAAGCGUGAGGUAGUAAAGCAGACGCAAAGAUACACUGUAUAGAGAGGGGGAGAGUGACGAAGAGAGACGCCGAGAGGGAGGCAUCUGUAACUCCGACAGUGCUGCCAAAGCAACAAAGAGAAGAAGAGAGGGAGGAAAACAGGAUAGGAGGAGUACAAGUCGGGGAAUGGUUCGAUGCAGUGGAUACAAGAUUUUCUGACACUCUGCUCUGGACUCCAGCGACAGUUGGAUGCUCACUCACAUAAACGCUGGCAUAAUUUAGCUUUCACAAUCGGAACUCUCUAAAGUGAACCAUCAGUUGUGUUCCAGUGCUGGCUGUGCGUCUUAGCGCUGAGACGUAGAAGAGGAGGAUAUGAUAAUGCGUGCAUACCUGUGUGCACGUUUGCUGCUAUGACACAGGUGCUCCCAGGUGAGCAUGGCUAAUUUGAAACCAAGUUGUAAACCAACUCCAUGACACCAGCGUGCUUGUGUGAAACACACGGUGCACCAGUGUGUACACGCAUGUGCGUUGACUUGCAAAUGACCAGGUGCACAUAUGGAGCGUGCCUGUGUGUGGUCCCGCCAUUAGCUCAUACGCACACAGACACACACACACAACCACAGGAGGAAGUGACACGCUUGUGCUCGCUCUAGGAUUUCCUGGUCCCCUGUCUGGUGGCGUGCCAAGCGCUGAGUCCAGGUCACCUGCCUCACCCUGUCCUCACCCCUACAGGUGGAUGCACCAGCAGAGGAAUGCUGCCUUUUCCUGAAUGAGUAAUGGACGGUUAGAUACAUUCGGGCUCAGACUGCGGCAGUUUAUUACAUCUGCCUCGUGUUUCAAGCUAAGUCAGCACUACCUCAAACUGUCACUGUGGAACUGUGGUGCUGUGCUCGUACCAGAGGCCGGCUCUUGACCUCUCCAUGACUGUCAAUACAGUGCCGACCCCCUCCAUGACCAGCAGUAACAGCAUGAGCAGCGGGUACUGCAGCCUGGAUGAAGAAAGCGAAGACUUCUCUUUCUUCACAGCCAAGACCUCGUUCUUCCACAAGCCAAAGCGAGCAGCCAAGGAGAAUGAGGCAAAGGAGGAAAAUGAUGGCGGGACAAAAGAUCUGUCAGAGGAAGAGGUGCGGAAAAGGAUAGAGGAGUAUAACGCUCAAGACUCUGACAAUCUCAUGAAUCUGGCCGCAGACGGCUCCUACACAGGUAUCAUUCAGGUCCACCUCAGGCUCAGUCGACCCGUCACAGUCCCUGCUGUGGAGACAGCGGGGUCAGAGGGCGGGUCGCGGCACACAGACUCAAGCAAUCGCUCACCAACGUCAGAAGGUCAGGAAAGGACUGACUGUGGGCAGAGUGAAAAGAGAACGUCUUUCUAUUUGCCAUGCGACUGUGUGAAGCAGAUCCACAUCGGCUCUCAUACCACCACCAGAGAAGUCAUCCAGGGUCUGCUGAAAAAGUUCAUGGUGCUGGACAAUCCGCAAAAGUUUGCACUGUACAGGCAGACGCACCGCGACGGACAGGAUCUGUUCCAGAAACUUCCCCUGUCUGAACGUCCUCUUCUUCUAAGGUUGAUAGCAGGGCCGGACCCGGAUCAGCUCAGUUUUGUCCUUAAGGAAAAUGAGACUGGGGAAGUGGAGUGGCAUGCCUUUUCUGUCCCCGAGCUUCAUAAUUUCCUGGUCAUCCUGGAGAAGGAGGAGGCGGAGCGCGUUCGGGCGGUGGAACAGAAAUAUACAGUGUACCGACGGAAAUUGCAAAAGGCACUGGAACAACAUAAUCCCUGACGUCCGUCACUGGUUACGCUAAGACCUCAACAUAGGGAGAGACUGGUCUUUUGAACACUGACCCCCCACCAACCCCCCAAAAAAGACUGUAUCUGUUCAGAGAUACAGGUACCCUCAGAUCCAUAUCCUCUCUCAGGACGUCCACAGGUCCACCUUCACCCUCCAUACACCCCUGAACUCAGCAUUUGACAGCCAUGUGUGGGUCGCCAGCGGGCGCCACCUGCUGGACGAUUGGAUGCAUUGUACUUUUUGCCAAGAACACACUCACACAAUCACAACAAUUUGUAAAUCCAGCUGGAAGAGAUAAGAUGCAAAGGCUUUUUUUAAAGAUUCUCUCUUCUUCUUUUACUGCUGUUGCUGCUACUGCAAGUGUUACUUAUGCAUGAGAGUCUCUCAGCUCAUCUCCUGCACAUCCAGUGACAAUUAAAUCAGAAGGUGUGAUUACUUAUUUGGCAUCUCUUUGAGAUGGGAGGACAAUCAUACUGAACACCUGGAACUGACUGACACGAUGCUAUCAGAUGUAAUGUGUGUUUGUGUAUAUUUGCUGAGAGUAGGACUCAGAGACUGUGUUGAGCUUUAGGUGCUAAAAUAAAGAAGAGUGACGUGACACAAACGUGAUA
Molecule: messenger RNA, 2475 nt
Organism: Thalassophryne amazonica
Lineage: Eukaryota; Metazoa; Chordata; Actinopteri; Batrachoidiformes; Batrachoididae
Gene: rassf5
Product: Ras association domain family member 5
Exons: 5
Coding region: 998-1855 (285 amino acids)
Biological process (GO): signal transduction
Cellular component (GO): nucleus
Source: RefSeq, a predicted model, not a curated record